AGGUGGGGUGUCGUAGGAGGUGGUGGCAAAGAACAGGAGGGAAAGAGGUGGGACCGAGCGUGUGGAAGAGCGAGAGGACGAGGUGAGUAGCAGCGAGUCCGUGAGCCCGAGUGAGUAACUGGGAGUCGCAACCGAGGACCCACUCAGUCACCACGAGAUCGGCAAGCCGAAUGGUCAACCGCGCCGGUUCUCCCGCUCGGAACUCUGCGCACAGCUGAAGGGACAAUCGAACCGACACAAGGACACGUUGCGUUCCUUCGAAUGUCAACUAGCGCGUUCCUUGCUCGACGCAUCGUCGCUCGAACCGUGCCAUUGCCGAUCGCGCAUCCGACGUGCAUCCCACGAUGUGGAGAUUUCUGGUGCGCUGUUAUGUCACGUUGACAUCGAUCUGACGCGUUUCGUUUCGUUUAGUUUCGCUCCGUUCCGUUCCGUUUCGUUUCGUUUCGUUUCGUUUCGUUUCCUUUCGUUUCGUUUCGUUUCGUUUCGUUUCGUUUCUCUGUUUCGACCGCAAAAGACGAACGUUUCCGCGUCCGUUUCUACCCACCGAUUUCCCGAACCGAGACUGACUUUCCCGGGGAAAAGACGGAGCCAAGGUGGGACCGGAAGUGCGUGAGUGGAUGCGAGCAAGAGGUAUCGACGGGAGGAGCCGAAGACUCUCCUGCAGAAGGCCGAGGAAGAGAUGAUCUACGAGCUGCUGGUGGCUGGAGCGUUCGCCCUCGCCACGCUAAGGCGGUAUCCGGUGGGACAGACGAUUACCUUCGCGUUCCUCGCAUCGUUGCUGAGCUCGGGCCUGAACACGGUUUCAAGCGCACCCGCUUACGGCCCCCGCACCGCCGUAUCCAACGCGAACAACAUGGACCGGUGGUUGCAACCAUGCGGCAACCCGGUCGCGAUGCAGUUCAAGAAGAUGCCACAGAGACACAGCGUGCAUAGAACGUUGAAAAGAGUGCGGACGCAGCUCCGCGUUGCCCAGAAUCACUUCAGAAAGCAUCUGGAUGAUGUGCACGAGAUAUACUCGAAGGUGUACUCGUUGAAGGGGCAAUACAGAAUGCCUUGGCUCCCGGAGAAGGAGUUCGAGUGGUAUUUCAGGGAGGUUUGGUGUCUCGAAAAGGGAAAGAAAGCUGACCGCGCGCUUCCACAUCUCUACGAUUCGCUGCAAAGGUUCGCCAUCACGUUCCAUCAUCUCAGAACUUUCCGCCUGAAAUCUAACAUCAACGUUGACCUCACGAUGGACAGGAGAAACGAGAUUAUCAAUCAAAUGCACAAUGAGAUUCUUAGGGUAUUGUGCGAAGUGGAGACCGCCAUUCUAAACUUAGGGUUACAAGUUCCCGCGGCGCACACGGCGAAAAUAGUGACGGAAAGUUCAAAUUGGGCGAAGGAAGCCGACCUGACUUCGAUGUUGAUCCAAGAUUGGGGCGUGAUAAGAUUGUAUCAGGCGUUUCUGAAAGCUUGGACGAAAGCUUUCCGCGACGCGACCGCGCUUGGACCAGGGACAUGCGAUCCUAAUAGGCCGAAUCCAGGAGCUAAGAACAUUAACAAAGGAUCUGGGCCAAAGGGUAAAAGGAUAUCGAAGAUUAAGAAGCAAAAAAGGCCAGUUAGAAAGCAUUCAGAGGGCGGUGGCCAGAAUAGUUCCUUGCCUCAGGGACCAAAAAAGAGUAUUCCGAGGAACAGACUGCUGAAAAACAAACAAAAGAAGGGAAUGUGAUGAAAUUCGCCUCGUGAGGUUUUGUUUUCUUUUUUACCGGAUCUACUGAUUAUUUUAAAGGGACGGUUAACAGGCAACUUCUUCGUUUUGCGUGUAAAACAACUCUCUCUUUCUCUCUCUUUCUUCUCUCUUCAUUAUUAUGACUGGAAUAUCUUUAUCGCGUUACACUUUUCAUAUUAUCAUUAUGUUAUUAAUUUAAAAAAAAAAAAACAUUUAACGAUAUCCAAUGCCUUAUGUAAGAAACGCGUAAUCUCUUAGUUCCUUUAGACACGUCGAGAUUUAUUCGUUCGUACGUACGUAUUAUCAUUUUCUUUUUUCAUUUUUUUAUAAUUUCUUUAUUUAAAUUAUUAAUAUUUGUGAUCACCAUCAAAUUAUUUUGCCUGUCAAUCUUCCACGAUGACGAUGUAUUUCUAUACUCUUCGAAUUGUCAUUCAUCUUUCUUAUUUAUUUUGUUUUUAUUUUUAUUCUUUUUUUUUUUUUUUU
This is a messenger RNA of Apis dorsata (giant honeybee), 2188 nucleotides long. RefSeq lists its product as uncharacterized. Bases 680 to 1705 code for a protein of 341 amino acids. The transcript has 4 exons. The record is from RefSeq and is a predicted model, not a curated record. NCBI's taxonomy places the organism in Eukaryota, Metazoa, Arthropoda, Insecta, Hymenoptera, Apidae.